UGUACCAUGUUACAUCGCCUGGCACGUGUAGGGCGGAUCUCUCGCUUAAAAGCUUCACUCCCUCGCGACAAAGCAGAGCAGGGCGGAGGCAAGAUCACUCUUCGAGGGAGCAAGAGAUCUUCGCGGCAAGGGAUCCACUCCACUCCUCCUUGAGGUAAUGGCGGCCAACACCAUGCUCAUGGACUCCUCGAAUCUCCUCGCGCCGGGAAGUGCUCUUGGUGUGAGAGAUCUCGGCGGAGCUCGUGUGAUCUCCCCCAGCAGGAUGAACAGUAGCAAGAUUAUCGCCAGGGCCGCUACUGCCGUCUCCACCACGAGUAACGAGAAAGUGACGCCCAAGCCUCUCACAAAGCAAGCCUCGCACUCCCUCCCUCCCGAAAAGGUCGAGAUGUUAAAGUCCUUGGAUGGCUGGGCCGAGGACAACAUUCUCACUUUCCUCAAGCCCGUGGACAAGUGCUGGCAGCCACAAGAGCACCUCCCGGAGCCAUCCUCGGAGGAGUUUAUCGACGACAUCAAGGAACUCCGGGCCCGAGCAGCGUGCUUGCCGGACGACUACAUGGUGGUGCUGGUUGGCGACAUGAUCACCGAGGAAGCUCUUCCAACUUACUUGACCAUGCUCAACACCCUGGAUGGAACCAGAGACGAGACCGGCGCGAGCCCGACCGCCUGGGCUCGAUGGGGCCGAGCUUGGACAGCCGAGGAGAACAGGCACGGCGAUCUCCUCAACAAGUAUCUCUACUUGACCGGACGAGUGGACAUGAAGAAGAUCGAGCAAACGAUCCAGUACCUGAUUGGAUCUGGCAUGGAUCCACAAACCGAGAACAAUCCUUACCUGGGGUUCAUCUACACGUCCUUCCAGGAGCGGGCCACUUUCAUCUCGCACGGCAACACCGCCCGCCACGCCAAAGAGUACGGUGACAUGAAGCUCGCAACGAUCUGCGGAUUGAUUGCGGCGGACGAGAAGCGACACGAGGGUGCUUACAGCCGGAUCGUGGAGAAGCUGUUCGAGCUGGAUCCCGAGGGAGCUCUCCUGGGCUUCGAGGACAUGAUGCGCAAGAAGAUCUCCAUGCCGGCUCACCUCAUGUACGAUGGCGAGAACCCGAACUUGUUCGAGCACUACACGGUGCUCGCGCAGAGGCUGGGAGUCUACACCGCCAGAGACUACACGGAGAUCAUCGAGCACUUCAUCAAGAGGUGGAAGGUCGACGAGAUGCGAGGCUUGUCCGGGAGAGGAGCGAAGGCCCAGGAGUAUAUUUGCGGCCUUCCGGCAAGGUUUCGCAAGCUCGAGGAGAGAGCCCACGGCAAAGCUCACAAGAACGUCCCAAAAGCCGGGCCUUUUAGCUGGAUUUUCAACAGGGAAGUCCAGAUAAUGUGAUAUGGGAGAGCAAAGUUUUAAUAAAUUAAUGCCACCUUUUUUGGUUCGUUAUUUA
This is a messenger RNA of Selaginella moellendorffii, 1427 nucleotides long. RefSeq names its product stearoyl-[acyl-carrier-protein] 9-desaturase 2, chloroplastic. Gene Ontology annotation, biological process: fatty acid metabolic process. Gene Ontology annotation, cellular component: chloroplast stroma. The transcript is spliced from 4 exons. The record is from RefSeq and is a predicted model, not a curated record. Gene Ontology annotation, molecular function: stearoyl-[ACP] desaturase activity. Lineage: Eukaryota; Viridiplantae; Streptophyta; Lycopodiopsida; Selaginellales; Selaginellaceae. Bases 158 to 1372 code for a protein of 404 amino acids.